This is a messenger RNA of Vespula pensylvanica (western yellowjacket), 1253 nucleotides long. It is a transcript of the gene eIF2alpha, whose product is annotated as eukaryotic translation initiation factor 2 subunit 1. The record is from RefSeq and is a predicted model, not a curated record. Gene Ontology annotation, cellular component: eukaryotic translation initiation factor 2B complex; eukaryotic 48S preinitiation complex; eukaryotic translation initiation factor 2 complex. Gene Ontology annotation, molecular function: RNA binding; ribosome binding; translation initiation factor activity. The coding region runs from base 205 to 1209 and encodes 334 amino acids. NCBI's taxonomy places the organism in Eukaryota, Metazoa, Arthropoda, Insecta, Hymenoptera, Vespidae. The transcript has 6 exons.
GUGGUUCAAUUCAGAUACACACGCCGCUAGACGGAUAGUCUAAUUUUCUCCUUUUUAGCAAACUGUCUAAGUUUCGGAUUAACCAGAGUAAUAUCGCACAUGGAUUAAUAUUUUUCAGUGAAUGUUAAUCAUUUCGUGUGUAUUUAUAUUGAAUAAAAAGUAAAAGUAAACGUACUUUUCAAAAGAACAUAAUUAUUUAGUAAAAUGGUGUUAUCUUGUCGAUUUUAUAAAGAAAAAUAUCCAGAAGUGGAGGAUGUAGUUAUGGUAAAUGUACGAAGUAUAGCAGAAAUGGGUGCAUAUGUACAUUUAUUAGAGUAUAAUAAUAUCGAGGGCAUGAUAUUACUUUCUGAAUUGUCCAGAAGACGUAUCAGAUCUAUUAACAAACUGAUUAGGGUAGGCAAAACUGAACCUGUUGUUGUUAUAAGAGUGGACAAAGAAAAAGGUUAUAUCGAUUUGAGUAAACGACGUGUAUCAGCAGAAGAUGUAGAAAAAUGCACAGAGAGAUAUGCUAAAGCUAAAGCUGUAAAUUCUAUCUUAAGACAUGUUGCUGAAUUGCUACAUUAUGACAACGAUGAUCAAUUAGAGGAACUCUAUAAGAAAACAGCAUGGCAUUUUGAAGAAAAAUAUAAAAAACAGAAAGCUUCUGCAUAUGAUUUCUUUAAACAAUCAGUACUGGAUCCCUCUAUUUUAGCAGAAUGUGGGCUUGAUGAACAUACAAAAGAAGUAUUAUUAAAUAACAUUAAAAGAAAAUUGACUUCUCAAGCUGUUAAGAUUAGAGCAGAUGUAGAAGUUGCUUGUUAUGGUUAUGAAGGAAUUGAUGCAGUUAAAAGUGCUUUAAAAGCUGGACUGGCACUCUCUACUGAAGAACUUCCUAUUAAAAUUAACUUAAUUGCUCCUCCUUUAUAUGUUAUGACAACAUCAACACCAGAGAAACAAGAUGGUUUGAAAGCAUUAAGUGAUGCUAUUGAAGUUAUACAAGAAAAAAUAACAUCCUUAGGAGGAGUAUUUAAUAUUCAAAUGGCUCCAAAAGUUGUUACUGCUACUGAUGAAGCAGAGUUGGCAAGACAAAUGGAACGAGCUGAAUUUGAAAAUGCAGAAGUUGCUGGAGAUGAUGAUGAUGAAGAAGAAGCAGAAGGUAUGGAUGACUUUAGUGGUGGAGAAGGUGCAGAAGACGAAAAAACAGGACAUGAAUCUGCAGAAGAAGCUUGAAUCCAUAAUUUUUUACUGAUUCAUAAAUCCAAUUAAUAGACAAA